UGUCAGAGUAUAUUUUGUACUAGCGGGAGUGAGCGUGUGUCUCUUGCAUUCGCUCGCUUUUGUUUCGUAUUUUUUUGUUUACAGGUUAACCCUUGAGCAAUAUGAAAGCAAUACUUUUGUACACUCCCGCGUCUGUGUCAUUCAUUCUCCUUGCUGCAGUCCAUGUCGCUGCACGCAGUGCGGUGCUGGAGCUUGGAGACGCGGACUUCGAUUACCUGGCGUCGGAGCAGGAGACCAUGCUAGUGAAGUUCUAUGCGCCUUGGUGCGGUCAUUGUAAGAAACUUGCCCCAGACUUCGAGUUGGCCGCCUCUCGUCUAAAAGGAUUGGUCGCUCUGGCUAAGGUGGACUGUACCUCUAGCACUGAAACAUGCAGUCGUUUUGGAGUCACGGGCUACCCAACGCUCAAAAUCUUCCGCAGUGGAGAGGAAUCCUCAGCCUAUGAUGGGCCUCGUACUGCAGAUGGUAUGGUGAAGUACAUGAAGAAGAACGCAGGCCCUAAUUCAUACUCCCUGUCCACUGAAGAACUUCUUGAUGCCUUCAUCGAUAACUUUGAUGCCAGUGUAGUGGGGUUCUUCUCCAGUAGUGAUAGCCCCCAGCUGACUGAGUUCCUCCGAGCUGCAGCAGCCAUGAGAGAUAACUACCGCUUUGGCCACACAACUGACCUGCAACUAGGACUCAAACACGGCAUGAACACAGAGGGUGUGGUGCUGUUCCGUCCCCCACGGCUGAGCAGUAAGUUUGAGGACGGGACGGUGAAGUUCACGGACACUGUGACCAGUGCUGCUCUCCGCCGCUUCAUCAGAGACAACAUCUUUGGGAUUUGUCCUCACCUGACCCCUGAGAAUAAGGACAAGCUGAGGCAGAGGGACCUGCUGACCGCCUACUAUGACCUGGACUACCGACGCAACCCCAAGGGCUCCAACUACUGGAGAAACAGGGUGAUGAAGGUGGGGUCUGGGUUGUUGUCUGAGGGAUUGACAUUUGCUGUGGCCAAUCGGAGGGACUUCCAGGAUGAGCUGGAGGAGGACUUUGGUCUGGGCACGUCCGACGGAGGAGACCUCCCCUUCGUCACCAUCAGAACACGACAGGGACACAAGUACACCAUGAGAGAGGAGUUCACGAGAGAUGGGAAGUCUCUGGAGAGGUUCCUUGAUGACUACUUUGCUGGACGACUGAAGAGAUAUGUUAAAUCAGAACCCAUCCCCUCCAACAACAGAGGCCCUGUCAAGGUGGUGGUGGCUGAUAACUUUGAUGAGCUUGUGAAUGACCCGGAGAAGGACGUCCUGAUAGAGUUCUAUGCGCCCUGGUGUGGACACUGCAAGAAGCUGGAGCCCAAAUACAUAGAGCUCGCAGAGCAGCUUGCCAGUGACCCCAACAUUGUUGUUGCCAAGAUGGACGCCACAACCAAUGAUGUCCCGGUGGGCUACGAUGUGCCUGGGUACCCGACCAUCUAUUUGGCUGCCAGUGGGAAGAAGGAUCAACCCAGACGCUAUGAUGGGGCUCGUGAGGUGAAGGACUUGCUGAACUUCCUGAAGAGGGAGGCCACACAUGCACCAAUGCUGAAUGGAGCCAGACAGGAACUGUAGAGCUGCUGCACUCUGGGAAAUGUAGUUUACACACACUGGACUGAGAGCAAUCUGUUUCUUCCUGUUCUUCUUUUUUUUGUGUUUAUUUUUUUGGUUGGUUUGUUGGUUUGCUUUUUGUGUACUGUAUAUAGCACUACCAAUAUUAACUUGACUGUUCUGUUACGCACUGUGGGCUUUAGCUGAAGUUAAGAAAGCUAAAGCCUCUCUCAGGCUCCCAAGAGCUGCUGCUGGUGAGGAGAGAAGGAGAGGGCGGCCAUUCUUUCCCCUCCGCGGCCACCCUGGAGGUUCUGUUGUGAUUCUGUAGAGGUUCUGAUUCUGUUCUGCCCUGAGGACCCGAGGGGGGGUUAGGGGAGGGGAGGGGUUCACCAUAUUCACCCACCCCUUUCUGGGUUGCUGAUGUCCCCAACAAUACCAUGGCAAUUUUGGUAACCUUGUAAUGCUAUUAGCAUUGGAGCAUUUUUUUGUUUGUUUGUUUGGGGUUUUUUUUAGACAAAUAGUCCGGUUCAUAAGGAUUCCUGGUAACUUUUUAAAAUGGAGUUUCUGAAGACUCAUCUGUGUAUGCCACUGACAGAGGUUACGUGGAGGCCCAAGGCUGUGUUUCUAUUGAGAAUGAGCUCUGCGCUGUCCCACCCUCUACCCUGUCCAAUGGCGGCGUAAAGGACAUGCCUCCAUCACAUCCCGCUGCCUACUGUCACAACGCUACGCUGUAACCAUAACUGCAAAGAACUGCUCACAACCGCAUCACCUGUAGGAUUUACCGGCCCACAACAGCAUCACCUGUAGGAUCCAACUGCCCACAACAGCAUCACCUGUAGGAUCCAACUGCCCGAUCUGUGACUGCAUCACCUGUAGGAUAUGACGGCCUGAUCCCUUCACUGCAUCGCCUGUUGGAUUUAACGGCUCGGUCAGUGACUGCAUCACUGGUAGGAUGUGACAAGGCAGUGUAUUUCCAUCAGCUGUUGGAUUUGACAGCCCAGCAAAGCUCUGGAGAGAUUCUAUGCUCUUCCGUUGAAUUGUUUGAAUGUCUGGAAACAUUCAGAGUUUCCCUUGUUAUAUGUUGGAUAUUCUUACAGAGUGAUGAGCUGCUUGUUAUUUAUUCAGUAAUUUAGUUAUUUAUGGAUAUUUAUGGACAUUGCUCAAGAAGCACGAUUUGCGAAAAAAAAAAGACUGGAUUUUCCAGCAAUUGCCAUUUUAUCAUGUUUUAAAGCCUUAUUUAUUCAUAAUACUGUGAUAUAUGUACUUUUUGCGUAAUAAACCAGGUUUUUGUUUUCUACUUAGGAAUGGGAUUUACCUCAAUAUCAUUUGCUCAUGUUUCUAUGUCUCAUUCCAAAAGAAAUGCUGGCAUGGUUUAAUAAAAAUAGCUUCUUAAAUAUUCAA
Sardina pilchardus (European sardine) is the source of this 2963-nucleotide messenger RNA. RefSeq names its product protein disulfide isomerase family A, member 8 (gene pdia8). The coding region runs from base 102 to 1586 and encodes 494 amino acids. The record is from RefSeq and is a predicted model, not a curated record. Gene Ontology annotation, molecular function: protein disulfide isomerase activity. Lineage: Eukaryota; Metazoa; Chordata; Actinopteri; Clupeiformes; Clupeidae. Gene Ontology annotation, biological process: protein folding; response to endoplasmic reticulum stress. The transcript has 13 exons. Gene Ontology annotation, cellular component: cell surface; endoplasmic reticulum.